AUGUUAGUUUACAUCAUCAGACACAACCUCAAACUGACUGUUGUGUCGUGUAUCAUAACAGAUGUCAGUACGAGCCUGGCGUCUGUACAACAGGAGAUUGUGGAUGUUCACAACGCCUUUAGAAGAGCCGUGGAGCCGACGGCCAGCAACAUGCUAAAAAUGAGCUGGAGUGACACAGCAGCUCAGUCGGCCGAGGGCUGGAUCAGUCAGUGUAACAUGACACACGGACCCCCAAGCUCCCGCACGAUUGAUGGAUACGAGUUGGGUGAAAAUCUCUUCAAGGCCUCUGCGGUUUAUCAGUGGAGCGAUGCGGUGUCUGCUUGGCACAGUGAAGUCAAGAAUUAUGAAUAUCCUAUUGGAUCCACCAACGGCGAAUCGAUCGGACAUUACACACAGGUGGUGUGGUACAGCUCUUAUGAAGUCGGCUGUGCCGUGGCUCAGUGCGGAAGCUAUUACUUCUAUGGAUGCCAUUAUUUCCGCGCAGGAAAUUUUAAAGGAGUACCACCAUACUCACUGGGAGCCCCGUGUGCCGCCUGCCCCAACAACUGCGAAGACAACCUCUGCACUAAUCCUUGUCCGUAUAUCAACCAAUACAUCAAUUGUGACGCAUUGAAAGAAGAGGCCACUUGUGACAACUACUAUGUGAAUAAAUGGUGUCCUGCUAGCUGUCAGUGUGAAAGUAAAAUCAUCCCUAUUGCACGUAAAUAAAUUCUUUAGGUCUUCCAUUAAGGGCUGCCAAAUCUGAUCAUUUGCCUUUAGCGUUUCCGUCUUACUGUGAAAUUUCUUAUUCUUUAAUCAUUUUUUGUGACAAUUCAGCACAUACAUCUUGUAAUUUUUCUA
Triplophysa dalaica is the source of this 840-nucleotide messenger RNA. Its product is annotated as cysteine-rich venom protein ENH1. The coding region runs from base 1 to 708 and encodes 235 amino acids. The record is from RefSeq and is a predicted model, not a curated record. The transcript is spliced from 6 exons. NCBI's taxonomy places the organism in Eukaryota, Metazoa, Chordata, Actinopteri, Cypriniformes, Nemacheilidae. Gene Ontology annotation, cellular component: extracellular region.